AUGACAAGCAGUCACAGCUCCAUGAUGGGGCCUGGCCCCACGGAGAGCUCGUCCCUGAAGCUCUUUGGUGACUUGGAUGACUUCCAUAACUGGACAGAACUGCUACAUUUCUUCAACCACACCUUUUCUGAGUGUGAGGUCGAGCUCAAUGAAAACGUCAAGCGUGUGGUCCUCUUUGUGCUCUACUUGGGCAUCUUUGUGGUGGGCUUAGUGGAGAACCUGCUAGUGAUUUACAUCAACUGGAGAAGCCUGGGCCGGGGUCGGCUGCUCAAUCUCUAUGUCUUCAACAUGGCCGUGGCUGACUUGGGGAUCAUCCUGUCCCUGCCCAUAUGGAUGCUGGAGGUCACCCUGGACUAUACCUGGCUGUGGGGCAGCUUCUUCUGCCGCUUCACACACUACUUUUAUUUUGCCAACAUGUAUAGCAGCAUCUUUUUCCUGACGUGCCUCAGCAUCGAUCGCUAUGUCACGCUCACCUCCUCCUCGCCCUUCUGGCAGCAGCAUCAACACUGGGUGAGGAAGGGGGUCUGUGCGGCUAUCUGGGUCUUUUCUGCCCUCAUCCCCCUGCCAGAAAUCGCUCACAUCCGUCUGGUGGAAGCCGGUGAGCCAAUGUGCCUCUUCUUGGCACCAUUUGAGACGUAUAGUGAGUGGGCGCUGGCCGUGACCCUCUCCACCAUCGUCCUGGGCUUCUUACUGCCCUUUCCGCUGAUGGUCAUCUUUAACGGACUCACUGUUUACCGGCUCUAUCGGGUGGGUCGGCCAGAGGCUCGGCGCCACUGCCUGCUGGUUUGUGCCUACGUGGCUGUCUUUGUGGUCUGCUGGGUGCCUUACCACCUAACCCUACUGCUGCUCACCUUACAUGGCGACCAUAUCUACCUCCACUGCUACUUGGUUCACAUCCUCUACUUCUUCUACGAUGUUAUUGACUGUUUGUCUAUGCUGCACUGUGUUGCUAACCCCAUCCUAUACAACUUUCUCAGUCCCAGCUUCCGUAGCCACCUGAUGGGGGCUGUGGUCCAUUAUAUUCCCAAGGAAAAGGCCCGAAAAGGCAGGGGUUCUUCCUCCUCUUCCAGUACUAAGCAUUCCAUUGUCAUUACUAAGGAGGAAGCCCAAAACAACUAGAUGGGACCCUUUCUCCCUGCUGGCUCCUUCUGCCCUCAUGUCAGCCUACACUUUCAGGCAUGUGCCUCAUCCGCCCUCUUUAACUCUAAACAUCUCAGCUCUCCCCAUCCCUCAAUCUGAUAUGCCCAACCCUGGCUGAUUCCCGUUUCAGGCUUUCUUGCUGAGGAGUGAAAGAGUUAUCCAGACUUAAAAGGAAUAAAACAAACAAACAAACAAACAAAAAAGGGAAAAGGAAGAACUUAAAGGAAAGAGAUGGGGGGUAUUUAUGUACAGUGAUUAGCAGAAAGUGCUUCUAGCAUAUGCUGAAGUGGAGGACAGGUCCAUAGAAUUGUUAGGACCAUUUGUCCAAUUCAAUUGAUCUCUCUGUGGGUUCAGAAUCGGGUAAAAUUCUUCAGAUCUGCAACUAUAUAGGCAGGGAGAAGGGAACCUAAGUGAGAAUCAUCUGGAUCCCUGACUCUGCAAUAACUGGCACUUCAAAGGAGUGGGGGAAGGAGUAAAGGCCAGGGAGAUGGGAAGAGACUUGACAAAGGAAGCUGGAAGCACACCAUCAAUCACCCUGACCAGAAGAAGGACAAACCUGGCAGUAAUAUCAAACUUUUAUUUGUGCAUCUAGAUUAAAUUCAUUGAAUUAUCCUGUAUCUGAGGACAGGAUGCCAGAGGCCAAGGAGCUGGGAGGCCACAAGCAGGAUAUCCCCAAGGCCUCAGUGUUUUGAACUGAGCUUAUAUAUCUUUAGUGUAAGGAUAAGUAAGGCAGAGGUAGGGGAGACAAGAAUGAGGAAGCUGCCUACAAGUCUGGAGUCUGAUGCAAAUGCUAUGAAGCUAUAUCAAGAUUAUACUUCUCCCUCCAAUACUGUUGGAAAUAGUUCAGCUUGAUCUUCAUUACUUGCCAGUCCUCCUCUGCCAUAGAUCAGAAAAGUUCACUAUUGUGACCCAUAGGCCAGUUAUAUCAUUUAAAUUCUGUUCUCCCUUUUAAGACAAAUGUACAAAUGUUUUAUUUUUCUGUGUACAUAUAUCAACAACUUACCUACUCAGCUUAGGGAAGGUCAAGUUAAUCUGAGUAAUUUUAUCAGUAUUAAUGAAAGGUUUUUAAGCUAACCAGAAGUAUCAGACUAAGUCUCUGCUGCCUUUGGCAAAUCCUGGCUUUACAAUUCUCCCCGGGGGAAGUGAACAAUUGUGAAUUUAAUAUCUGGCACAUACUACCUAACCACCUAUUCACCCUGAUUAAAGCAAUCAGAAGAAUGUUUCUUCCAGGAGUUUGUAACCUGAA
Gracilinanus agilis (Agile Gracile Mouse Opossum) is the source of this 2386-nucleotide messenger RNA. It is a transcript of the gene ACKR5, whose product is annotated as G protein-coupled receptor 182. Gene Ontology annotation, cellular component: membrane. Bases 1 to 1119 code for a protein of 372 amino acids. Gene Ontology annotation, molecular function: G protein-coupled receptor activity. The record is from RefSeq and is a predicted model, not a curated record. Gene Ontology annotation, biological process: G protein-coupled receptor signaling pathway. The transcript has a single exon. Lineage: Eukaryota; Metazoa; Chordata; Mammalia; Didelphimorphia; Didelphidae.